AUGGCGCUGGUACACUUUGACAGGCUCAAGGAUGAGAAGGUCCAAGACCAAAUCGUCAAGCUGACGGUUGGGUACCCCCACAAACCGGAUUACUUUGUCAACAAACUCGCCCACGGCCUGGCGGCCCUCUGCGCGACGUUUUUCCCCAGACCGACCAUCAUCCGGCUCAGCGAUUUCAAGACAAACGAGUACGCGGGCCUGAUCGGCGGCGCUGAGUUUGAGCCUUUGGAAGAAAGCCCCAUGCUUGGCUUCCGCGGCGCGUCGAGGUACUACUCCCCGCGCUACCGCGACGGUUUCGCGCUCGAGUGCCGGGCCAUCAAGCAGCUGCGCGAGGUGAUGGGGUUCACCAACGCGGUAGUGAUGGUGCCGUUCUGCCGGACGGUGGACGAGGCGAAGAAGGUGCUGGAUGUCAUGGCGGAGAAUGGGCUGCGGCGCGGGGAGGGAGGGCUGAAGGUUUAUGUCAUGUGCGAGAUACCGUCGAAUGUUAUCUUGGCCGAGAGGUUCACGGAGCAUUUUGACGGGUUUUCCAUCGGGUCGAAUGACUUGACGCAGUUGACUUUGGGGGUGGACAGGGACUCGGGGCUGUUGGCUGAUUUGUUUGAUGAGCAGGAUGAGGCGGUCAAGUGGAUGAUUGCGAGGGUGAUCCGGGUGGCGAGGGAGAGGGGGUCAAAGGUGGGUAUUUGUGGGCAGGCGCCAAGUGAUCACCCAGAGUUUGCGAGGUUUCUGGUCGAGGCCGGGAUUGAUUCCAUUUCGGCUGAAACAGCAAUCGAAUCCCGGCUAGAAAUGGCUAACGGGCCUUACCUCCCUCUUGUCGAAGAGGAUCGAAGCGCAGAUACUCGCCACAACAGACCCAGUCCCAAACGGCGUGGCCCCCUUGGCCGUGAAGAUGGUCUCGGCUCUCUCUUUACACUCUUUUGCAAGCUCCUGGUGUCCAAACGUGUCGGGCGAGAGCACCUUGUCGAGGGGGAUGCCGUUGAUGGUCGCCGACGACCAAGCAACCACCUGACCGUCGCCAUGAACGCCCAAAACAAACAGCUGGAUCGAGCUGGCGGCCACCCCGGCCUUUUCCGCCAGCAAACCCCGGAUCCGGACCGACUCGAGGAACGUCCCGGAGCUAAAGACCUGGAACUUGGGCAGCCCGGCAAGCUCUUGAGAAAUCGAGGUGAGGAGAUCGACCGGGUUGGAGACGAGAAGGACGAUGGCGUCUGA
Molecule: messenger RNA, 1209 nt
Organism: Podospora bellae-mahoneyi
Lineage: Eukaryota; Fungi; Ascomycota; Sordariomycetes; Sordariales; Podosporaceae
Exons: 2
Coding region: 1-1209 (402 amino acids)
Biological process (GO): pyruvate metabolic process; phosphorylation
Molecular function (GO): pyruvate, water dikinase activity
Source: RefSeq, a predicted model, not a curated record